Molecule: messenger RNA, 5474 nt
Organism: Paralichthys olivaceus (Japanese flounder)
Lineage: Eukaryota; Metazoa; Chordata; Actinopteri; Pleuronectiformes; Paralichthyidae
Gene: znf319b
Product: zinc finger protein 319b
Biological process (GO): regulation of transcription by RNA polymerase II
Cellular component (GO): nucleus
Molecular function (GO): RNA polymerase II transcription regulatory region sequence-specific DNA binding; DNA-binding transcription factor activity, RNA polymerase II-specific
Source: RefSeq, a predicted model, not a curated record
GCUAGCCGAUAGCCGAUAGCUAGCUUAGCUGUUUGGAACAACAUGCCUGUGUCUCCUCACUCAGCCGCUGUGAUGCCGUAGCUCUCCCGCGAACGUGUUCGCGAGACGGCGGCGUUGACUCGUGGAAACUCUGGAGGGUUUUUCUUUUCGCUUCGGUGUCAAUGAGCCACAAAAUCCCAUUUUUCCACGGCGCUCGCACAAGAGAGCUCCCGAGCUCCGUUUGCGGAUGUGAAGCGGGGAGCUAACGGUGUCUCGGGGGGGGGGAGGAGAAGAAGCUAACGAGCGAUAGCGGCAUUUUAUCCGGGACAUCGUGGAGGCUUCACCGGACACGCAGAUAACACCUGAAGUUCAGGAACAAAGUUCGAUCAUGGGGAUUUUCUUAGAUCUCUGCACUCAAGUCUGAUCCCCCACACAUCUGUUCUCUGCCCAUCGCUGCUCCUCUCAUCAUCGUCAGUCCCAGGACCCAUUCCAGUUUUUCUGUGCCACUUGCUGAGAUGGAUUGGGCCACACCAGCUGCCAAGUUGAAUCCCUACACCCGAGCCCGCAUGUCAGAAGCCUGGCAGCAGCACGCUGUCGCUCCUCCUCCUGUCGUCCACACCCUCCCUCCAGGAGCCGAGAGCGCAUUGGGCUGUGCUGUGUACGGUAUCGUACUGCAGCCAGAUGCUACGUCGCUACAGCAGCAACAGACCCAGCAUGGCCAGCACAGCCAGCAACACAGCGGGGGUCAGCAUGGAGGCGGGCUGCACAGUCAGCCGCAGCACGCCACCCAACAGACCUCCCUGCAAGUAGGGACAGAGGGAGGACACAAGUGUGGGGCCUGUGGACAUGAUAUCUCCCACCUGGCGAACCCACAUGAGCACCAGUGCAUGGUGAGUCAGGACAGGUCGUUUCAGUGCACCCAGUGCAUGAAGAUUUUCCACCAGGCGACAGACUUGCUAGAACAUCAGUGUGUUCAGGUGGAGCAGAAGCCAUUUGUGUGUGGUGUGUGUAAGAUGGGGUUCUCUCUGCUUACGUCUCUAGCUCAGCACCACACGUCACAUAACAGCACCAACCCAAUGAAGUGUUCGAUAUGUGAGAAAACCUACCGGCCCGGUUCUGGCAAUGCCACACCAAACUCAAACAACCCCCAGCAGCCCACCAGUGAUGGGGCAUCAGCCAGCAGCAGCUCAUCUAUUCUACCGUUUCCCUCGGCCCGAGACCGACCGUACAAAUGCUCUGUUUGCCAGAAAGGCUUCAAACACCUGUCGGAACUCACACGGCACGAGAGGGUGCACACGGGAGAGAAGCCCUUCAAAUGUGACACGUGUGACAAGGCCUUCAGCCAGUCGUCACAUCUACAGCACCAUCAGCGAACACACAGCAACGAGCGCCCGUUCAAGUGUGCUGUGUGUGAAAAGAGUUUUAAACACCGGUCCCACCUUGUGCGCCACAUGUACGUGCACUCGGGCGAGCACUUGUUCAAAUGUAACUUGUGUGAGCUGCAUUUCAAAGAGUCGUCGGAGCUCCUCCACCACCCCUGCCACCCGCAGGGUUCCCGCCCGUUUCGCUGUGCCACAUGUGGUAAGGGCUUCAAGCGGCCAUCUGACCUUCGCCAACAUGAGCGCACACACUCUGAGGAGCGUCCUUUCCACUGUGAUGAGUGUCAGAUGAGCUUCAAACAGCAGUAUGCACUUGUGCGCCACAGACGCACACAUAAAGACCCUACUGACCGGCCGUUCAAAUGCAACCUCUGUGACAAAGGUUUCCUGCAGCCCUCUCACCUCCUUUACCACCAGCACGUUCAUGGCAUGGACAACCUUUUCAAGUGUGCCUCAUGCCAGAAGGAGUUCAGCCAGUCGGGAGAGCUGCUCAGACACAAAUGUGGCGAGUCGUCCAACACCUCACCAGACAAGCCGUAUAAGUGUGACGUUUGUGGCAAAGGCUACAAGAAGAGUUCCACGCUACAGCGUCAUCAAAACUCUCACUGCCAAGAGAAGCCCCUCAAGUGCUCGCUCUGUGACCGCCGCUUCCUGUCCUCUUCCGAGUUUGUCCAGCACCGCUGCGACCCAUCACGGGAAAAGCCGCUCAAGUGCCCGGAAUGUGAGAAACGCUUCAAAUACUCAUCAGACCUGAACCGACACCGGCGAGUACAUACAGGGGAGAAACCGUACAAAUGUGACCACUGUGAUAAGGGCUUCAAACAGCGCGAGCACCUGACCAAACACCAGAGCACACACUCCAGAGAGGGGCAGUUCAAGUGUGUUUGGUGUGGAGAGCGUUACAGUGACUUGGGUUCUUUGCAGGAUCACACAGUGCAGCACACGGCGGAUGGAGGCGGUUAUCCUGUGCCCCAGUGCUUAUAAAUCCCUGGAGACCUUUUCCCUCUGAACAGUUUCCUAAACUCCCUGCCCUCUUGUGUAAAACUUGUCGGCUUUUUGUUCAGCCUAACAUUCAUGGAUCUUUCAGGACGGCCUAUGCUACAACUAUUGCAUCCAUUCCCACCAGUUCCACAUCAGAUCUUUGUUGCUCUUCUAACCUGCCCGGAGCCCAGCACUACUCCAACCCUGUCAUUCCAUGAAAUAAUAAGGAGCACUUCUUCUUCUUCUUCUCCUUUUUUCAUCCCCAUGCUCAGUUUAAAGAAGCGAGAAAGCCACAACCACUGUACUCCUGUCCUUCAGUCGUGGACUUAAACAGGUGCCAAAAAAUGCAGCAAAUGCUCCAAAAGAUAAUCUGUUAAAAAGCAUAUUAUUGAAUGAAUCAAUAGAGUUGUGUCUCCACUCUCCACUCCAAACUGAUCAGGCUGUUUGAGAAUCUAUCCUCGUUCCCUCUCCUCAGUUUCCCUCCUUUUCUUUUGCUUCCAGUCUGUCGCUGUUUAGUAUCAACAUUACGUAACAGUUGUUAGUCAGGUGAAGAAUGACUGAGACUAGUUUUCUGUUUUCAUUUCCCACAGUAAAACAACCGACCCCUUUGAUUCUGACGUAGCACCCUGCACCAACAGCACAAUUAAUUUCCCCUAUCUUAUUUAUCAAGAGGCCAGUGGUGUCAUCAUCAAAUGUGAAGGGAAACAGUUUUGGGUUAGUUUGUGGAUUUCUUGUCCUGUGGUGAAGUAAUUCUAAUGGUAGAAUGUCUGUGAGUGAAUGUGUUGGCCACGAUCUUUAUUUUGGUCAUUUGUGCUUCAACCAAAACACCAGCACCUGGUCCCAGUGCUGUUUGUAAACCAACCAACCUUCCGAAAUUAACUAUCAUUAGUUAAACCCCUAAUGGUUGAUACCAAGCUCACUCUCCACUAGAGACGUAUAUAUAGAAAUCUAUAUUUCAAACUAAUAUGCUCUUCAUAUUCCUGCAGAGGUCAGUGCUGUCAGACUGUGCUGAUGAAAUGUCCACAUGUGAACAUCACACUUCCUCCCUCAGCCUGUACAUACGGUGGACGUGUGAGUGUAUGUAGCCAGAUGAGUCGGAAAGGUCAAAACUUGUCUUUCUUAAAAAAUGUAUUGAACUGUUUUUGUAUUCUUGCUACUUUUUACCAUGUGAAAUGUUUUUGACAAAUGCUCUUUUGUUGUUUUUGUAGUCCAUGUAGUGAUUGUAUCAGUAUGUUGCAGCAGGGAAUCUCAAAGAGCCCAGCGUGUGUGUGUGUGUGUGUGUGUGUGUGUGUGUGAAUUUAAAUGGUAUUCCGUCAAACAGGGAAAUUCAGACUGAAGAGAAUUGUAUUAGAAAUGUUUCAGCAGACCUUCGCCUUUUUCUUUGUUUAAAUUUACUAAUCUUACUGGUCUGUCAAAGAGCCUUUUUUUGCAGGAUGAACCCUGUGUUGAAUAUUUUCCAUGUUUUUGAAAGGUAUAUUAACGAUGUAUUUUUUUCCUGUUACAUUUUGCAUUGAGCUCAACGUCUUGUCUUUAAAGGGUCAGUGUGUAGAAUUUGAUGGUGAAUACCCCUCCCCUCCCAAACAUGGAGAACCCGUGCUGGCUUCAGUUGUCAGUAAAACUCAAAACGUUUAGUUUGUCCAGUCUGAGCUACUGUAAAAAAAAAACAAACAUGGCAACCUCCGUAGAGAGGACCCGCUCCUGGUGUAAAUAUAAAGUAUUUAAAUGUUAACGGCCCAUUCUAGGGUAAAGAAAACCACAAUUCAUACAAUUUAGAUUUAACACACAAGUGAAAGCAUCAGUAGGAUUAUUUUAUAUUCACUUUCUGCCAAUAGAUCCCUUUCACCUAAAUCCUACACACUGGACCUUCAAAGUUUGGUUUGUACCAUAGUGAAUGACGCCUUCCUCUUCUUUGAAUGCUACGAGAUUCUCGAGAAGCCUGGAAAUCCAGUUUGUUUACAUGUUGGCAGCGUUCACCAUUGUUCCUUUUCUCUGGACGACUGGGGCGCUGUUCCCUCCUCUCUCUUGCCUUCCUUCUCGGUCACUGUCGAUUCUUGGUUUGAGUGCAGUAUUGAAAUGUAUUUGAUACAAACGGAGGCAAUGGAGGCUGAAUUUGCAUUUGUUUUUUAUUCUUUUUUUUUUAUUUUUUCGCCUUACAGAGGUACCUCUCCCUCCUCUUCUGCUUUCUGCCUCUGUCCUUCAUCACUAUCUUCAUACGAGGUCAAAUGGUUGCUCCUAUCAACCAUCGUAUUUUUAUUUUCUGGAUCUGGCAUUAUAAGACUUUGAGCACAACUUUGACUUAAAGUUUUUUUUUUUUAAGUACUGUAUGUUCUGAAUGGUUUCACAUUUGUUUGUAUAUUUUAUUUUUGUUAUUAAUAUUCUUUGAAUUGAUAUGAAUAUCUAUAUUCUUGGACAGAGAGACCAGGGCCUUGGGUGUGGCUUUGGGAUAAAGGUGGCUUUAUUUGUUCCAAACACAGAGUCGAGUUCAUACUUGAACAACGUGUAGUUUCUAAUCUGAAGACCGCUGAACAAAAUGCACAAAAACAAGCAGUCUCUACACAAAGAAUUCUGUGGUGGCAACAGUACAACACAAACUCUUCUCAGAUUUGUUUAGACUACAAGUGACUUGUUAAUUGGUGCUGACACGUCAUGAGAUGUGUGAAAUAAAAAUAGAUGCAGGACAAGGACCUUUACUGUUUUUCAUGCAUCAUGUCAAUAACACAGUUGUACAUCCAAAGCCAAAGAAUAAUUCCAGCCCAGAAUUGUUAAAAUAGUAGUUAGUAUUAUUGAGGGUCACAGGCCCUCCUCCCUACUCUUCAGUUAACGAACCCGUCAGACCCUGGUGUCUCUCUCUUUCGCUCUCUCUCUCUCUCUCUCUCUGCAUGCUUGCUGUGUUAGUUCCUGUGUUCUGUCCCUGGGAACUGGUGCCGACCCCCCACCCCGCCCCACUGUUCCCUCCUAUAGCUUUUUCAAAUUGUUCUGUAGUUUUAUGUGAAUGAUGUUGGAAAAAAAAUGUUAAAAAGAAAACUUUGUGGCGACGUACAGUACGUGUACAUUCAUUCUAAGAAUAUCUGUAUGUAUGUAGCAUUCAAUUACACACAGCACUAACAAAUAAAACUUUUUCCAUUUAUAAACUUA